AUGCAAUUCUACGCCCUUUCAAUCAAUCAAGCUUUAUCAUUCAGGGGUAUUUUGGAUAAGCCACUUUUGAAGCCCAUUUUUACAUUCUACGGGAUAGCUAGCGGCAUCCCUUUAUGGUGGGCGCUCCGCACCGCCAAGGGCCAAUCCGACGAACUCGUAUUCUUCAACGAGCUAUGCUUCCGCAAUGGCGCCGAAGCACACACGGCCCCGGCAGUGCCAGAGAUUGAUAUCAUUGUAGUUGGUGGUGGUGCUGGUGGUUUGGUUGCAUCGGCCAAGUUUGCUGAGGCUGGAAUGAAGACCCUUCUCCUUGAGCAUGGUGGACCUAUGUUGUACGUCGAUGGAAACAGGGAGAUCCCAGACUGGGCUGCCAAGGCCUACCCAGGCAACAACUUGACUCGUCACGAUACCAUGAUGUACUACCUAGUCAACUACCCAGGUACCGAUCCCAUUGCCAGCAGUUAUUACUGCAGCAAUGUCGCCAGUUUGGCACCAUGUAUGCUCGGAGGUGGAACAAGUGUCAAUGCUGCACAGCAAUGGUGGCCUCCAAGGCAAUACCUUGAUAACACAUUCCAAAACUUCACCGGAUGGACUGGAGAUGAUUUCCAAGACGCUAUCCAGAGAGUCGCAGACCGUAUCCCAUUUACUCCUACCUGGUCGACCGACAAGAAGCACUACUACGAUCAAGUCUACGAUUUGAUGGGUUCAGUGUUCGAAUCCAUCGGAAUCCACGAGGUUAACACCACAACAGAUGUUGACUCUAAGUACAACACCUACGGUCGUGAUGUCUUCGCUGCUGUCGGAGGCCAAAGAGGAGGACCACUUCUUGGUUACCUCCAGGAUGCUAAGAAACUUAAGAACUUCACCCUUAAGAUGUACAGCCCAGUGACCAGUGUUGUCCGAACUGGCUCAAAGAUUACCGGUGUUGAAGUCAACGGUACCGUCAUCACCGCCAAGAACGUUGUUCUUUCUGCUGGUGCCUGGAACACCCCAUCUCUCUUGUUCGCAUCUGGUAUUGGUCCAGAAGCUCAAUUGACAACUGCCGCCAGCAUCAACUUCACUCAAUACCAAAAGAAGGACUGGAUCAUCAACAACGGUGUUGGUGCUAACCUCCACGACAACCCACAAAUGAGUAUCACUUUCCAAUACAGCAACGCCUCCGAACUUCCUUUCUACAGCUUGUCCGGCGUUCUCACCGGUACCAACGUCAUCAAGGCCGAUGCCGAUGAUCUCUACUACCGCCGCACUGGCCCUCUCGCCGCUAACGGCCGUGAGCUCACUGGAUGGAUCAACGUCCCAUACCCCAACGAUGCUACCAAAUCCAUGACCGCCCAAACCAUCUGCUCCAGACCAACAGCUGUCAACGGUAGCUUCACCUGUCAAUUUAACUUGAACGAAGGUCUUCUCAGCCGUGGCACUGUAGCCCUUGGCACAAACGGCAACUUGGUAUUCGGUGAGGGUCACGGCCCAUGGUUGACCAAUGCUUUGGAUAUCGAGCUCUACGCAACCGCAUUGAAGAAAUUCGUCGAUGCCGCCAACGCAUACCCUGGUUUGAACGUCACAAGCCCAGCUGGUACUCACGACUUGUCCUUCUACACUUCAUUUGUCAACCAGACCGGCAAGGUCGGCAACAACCACUGGGGUGGUUCUUGCAGUCUCGGUCUUUGCACCGAUAACAACGCUCUUGUCAUCGGUACCCAGAACCUUUUCGUCGUCGAUGGUUCCCUCAGCCCAGCACCAACCACUUCCAACCCAGCUUUCCUCUACGAGUCCAUUGCUGAACUUGCUUCUUCUAGAAUCAUCAGCAAGUUGGGUUUCUAG
This is a messenger RNA of Sclerotinia sclerotiorum 1980 UF-70, 1818 nucleotides long. RefSeq lists its product as hypothetical. The transcript has 6 exons. The coding region runs from base 1 to 1818 and encodes 605 amino acids. Lineage: Eukaryota; Fungi; Ascomycota; Leotiomycetes; Helotiales; Sclerotiniaceae. The record is from RefSeq and is a predicted model, not a curated record. Gene Ontology annotation, molecular function: flavin adenine dinucleotide binding; oxidoreductase activity, acting on CH-OH group of donors.